Molecule: messenger RNA, 4548 nt
Organism: Chilo suppressalis (striped riceborer)
Lineage: Eukaryota; Metazoa; Arthropoda; Insecta; Lepidoptera; Crambidae
Source: the annotation of a GenBank genome assembly
AUAGCAAACGCGAAUAGCCAAGUAAAGUGACUGUAUUAUUCUGUGAUAUUGAAUUAUUGACUGACUGACAGCAACAGCUGCUUCAAUCAAGGAUGGCGACCAUUUGGCAAGAAAAGUCAAAAACGAAACCGAGUGUGUUGGCUUAAAUUUAGUCAAAUAAUCCAAUCAAAAUAAUAAAUUAUAAAAUGAAGACCCUCACUUGUAAACACUCAUUUUAAUUAGUCGAAUUAUAUUAGCUAAGCGUUAAUGAGUAACUGCACGGAAGUUCCUUUGUUACGUUUUGUCGAAAGUAUGAGACUUGUGUUAGAGUAAAUAAGAGGUUUAUUAGAUAAAUUCUAAAUGGAUAUCGUGAGUAUGGAAGUGAGGGAGGCGGGAGACGGGGCCGCUUGUGCCGGGGAUUACGUGCAGCCGCCGUCAAAAAGGUCUACCUGGGCUGAAGUACGUCAGGCUGUGCAUGAUCUGAGGAAAGAGCUCGCGUCGCUCUCCACAAUGACUCCUAUGGCUAUAUCCUUCAGGAAACUAGGCAAUGGGAAGACCAGAAUAUAUUUUUUGAGGACACCAAUGAACGGUUGGGAGAUAACGUUGUUGUAUUCAGAUUUGACACCGUCGAACCAGCCCAGCAACACCAGAUUGGAAUGGAAGCCCCUCAUCGAAUCCAAUGUAGCCCUCGGAGUGUCCUCAGGCAAGUGGUCUCGUGAGGAGCAGCUGUUGCUUGAACGUCAGCGGGUGGCUGCUUGGGGCAUAGCCUCAUACGAACUCCACCAGGCUACAGGCAGAGUUCUGUUCCCCUGUGCUUCUUCCCUGUUCGUAGCAGAGGAGGGAGUUAAUCAGUCGCCGCCGCUGGUGCCCCGCUCGUUACACACUGGCGGGGGCGCGGCGCUGACGCCGGCCAUGUGCCCGCUGGCGCCCGCCGUGGUGGCGCACGCGGCCCGCGGCGACCUGUGGCUGGCCGGAGCGCCGCGGAGGCCUACGAGGCUGACGUACGCUUGCAAAGGACACGAACCGGACAGAUUAGCCGACGACCCGAAGCAAGCCGGAGUACCGUGCUACGUGACUCAGGAGGAGUUCUCGAGGUACACGGGAUUCUGGUGGCAGCCUAAAUCUGAUGAUGAAGUGUUCAGGAUAGCCUAUGAAGAAGUUGAUGAGAGUGAUGUGAAGGUUUUCAGCUUUCCAUCAUCGCAGAGCAGUAACGGAGAAGUCGAGGAAUUCAGAUUUCCUCGAGCCGGUACUCCUAAUGCGAAGUCAGUACUGAAAAUGGUCACCUUCAGACUGCAGAAGUCGUCGCCGUCUACCGUCUUGGACUAUUACCAAGAAUCAGCUGAUAUACCCACUUCAGAUAGCGAGUCCACAGAAGUGACAGACAUACGAUGGUACGAACUUCGGACUUCGCUCAAGGAAGCCUUUCCGUGGUUCGAAUAUUUGGCAAGAGUCGGAUGGACACCGUGUGGACAAUUCGUUUGGUGCCAGCUUUUAGAUCGCAAGCAACAGCGUCUAGAAUUAGCCUUGAUCCCGGUGCAACAGUUCAACGUUCCUUCGGGAUAUGACAAUGCGCCAGCGCAUCUGUCGAGACCGCCUUUCAUACCAGACCCACAUGGGGCUGAGAAAAUCCAAGAUAUCCAAGUUCUGAUAUCAGAGGCGGCCCCAGACGCUUGGAUCAACGUUCACGACAUACUGCAUUUUCUACCGUCUGCGGACAACCAAGUCAGCUUCAUAUGGGCUUCGGAGGAGACUUCACAUCUUCACUUGUAUAAAGUCACCUGCCAACUCAGCUCCAAGAAGGAUAGGAUGAGAUCUGUUAUAGAUAUUAUAACCGAAGAUGAGACUAAUGCUGUGGGCCCCAACAUCAUCAGUAAGGAGGCCAUCACAGCCGGGGAGUGGGAGGUGAUGGGUCGGAAGAUAUGGGUGGAUGAGGCCAGAAAGCUGGUGUUCUUCGUAGGGCUCCGUGAGACACCUUUAGAAAGACAUCUGUAUGUAGCCCCUUAUUCCCCGCCAAGGGCCAACGCUGUCACCCUGCUAACCAACGUCGGACAAUCCUGCACCGUAGAUAUUGAUCAGGAUUGCAGUACAGCCGUCAUAACCUCCUCAAACAUAAGCACUGUACCCAGUACUCGAGUAUACCGUAUAGUACACGAGGGUGGAUUCUGUAGGCUGCAGCAACAGGGAACCUUGAUGGAGAAACAGUUGCCUGAAUUCCCCGAAAGCCGUCGUUUCGGUUGCAACGGUUCUUGGCAUAGAUCUGGAGACGAAGAUGCCGACUGCAGCGAGACCGGCAUGCUGAUAAGGGAGCAGAGUGUAUGGGCGCGCGUUCCGACCGCUCAGAUCCUGUCCACGCGUUUGUGUUGUGGCGCCACUGCCUACUGCACGCUGUGGCGAUGCGGAAGGCCGGGCCGAUCUCCUACAGUACUGCACGUAUACGGAGGGCCCGAGGUGCAGACAGUCACCAAUACUUAUAAGGGUAUUCGUCAACUCCGCAUGCAUAUGUUGGCGGCGCGCGGUUUCAACGUAGUAUCCGUUGAUUCCCGGGGCUCAAAGCACCGCGGCCGGGCCUGGGAAGCCGCGAUCAAAGGGAAGAUGGGACAGGUGGAACUGGACGACCAGGUGGAAGUAUUACAAUGGCUUGCCAAGGAGACUGACUGCAUCGACAUGGAGCGGAUCGCGAUACACGGAUGGAGUUACGGCGGUUACCUAUCGCUGCUCGGAUUGGCAACCAGACCGAACAUAUUCAAGGUUUGCGUCGCCGGCGCUCCGGUUACCAGCUGGCGAUUAUACGACACAGCUUAUACGGAAAGAUAUAUGGGCCUGCCUUCAAGUUCACCUCAUUCGUACACCAGAGCGAGUGUGUUGGCGCAUGCGCCGUUCUUCCCCGACCAGGAAGGUAGAUUAUUGAUAAUACACGGCCUAGCUGAUGAAAACGUGCACUUCUGCCAUACCGCGGCUUUGCUCGCCGAGCUGGUGCGACUCGGGAAACCUCACAGGGUUCAGAUCUACCCAGGAGAAAGGCAUUCUUUGAGAGCUGUGCACGCCGCGAAACACUAUGAAGCCACUUUACUGCACUUCUUACACGAAAAUCUAUAAACAAAUGCUACUUUUAAAUAAUAAAAAUAUUUCGCGUACUCGAUGGCGCUUUCGAUCCGCAAUCGUGGAAGUCAAGCGACUUUACCGAUGGCCAGUUUUUGGAUGGGUGACCAAAAUUUUUUUUUACAAGGCUCGAUAAGCCGUCGUUUCCAACUGCGUCUGCAGUCGUCAGCAGUUGUUAGUCCGCUCUUCUGUAUUAUUAUUUUCUUCUUCUCAAGUAUAUCUUGAUGUUUCUACUAAAGUAGAACUUUUUAUUAGCUGCAGUAAAAUGACGUUUUGUGGGUUACCGCUUUUUGAAGAAAAAUAAAUAGGGAUGUAGCUAAGUGAGUAAGUGAAUCAUUCAAUAAAUGACUGAUCAGUUUGGUUUUAUUUUAGAGAUUUAAUUUUAGUUGUAAUGUUUUUUUAUACUAUUAUUAUUACUUUAGUAAAGGAUUGAUCUUUUUCAGUGGAAGUAUAAGGACGUACAUCCAAAAUUAAACAAAAUUGUCAUAACAAAGUUAUUUAUUAAUCUAUCAUUUUCGGAAUCACUAUCGCUUCCGGUCACACUAAUGACAAAUCUGUCUGUCACUUCAUCUAUAAUUUGAUUGAGGUGGCACAUUUUGUCUUCCUCUUUUAUAGUGUGAGACACACAGUCACUCCACUUAGUCGGUGUCACUUUGUUGAUUCCUUCUUGGAAUAAAGUUUUCACUUCUUGCAUUUUAUAUGUUUUAUUAUUGUUUGCGACGUGCCCCUUUACCUGAGCCCAAACCAACUCGAUGGGGUUCAAUUCACAGUGAUAAGGGGGCAGUCUUAAAAGUCUGAUACCUUUUUCAGCAAUCUCGUUGACGGCAUAAUUCUCAGUAUGAUUUUGUUGUUUGACAAUAUCUAUGAGAGUGGCCUAAGCACAUCCCUAUUGAAAUUAGGCUGUCAACAUUAUUUUACGGAAUGACAUUUUGAAACGUCAUUUUACUGCAGCUAAUAAAAAGUCGAAGUAUAGGUAUAUAUUAUUAUAUACUGGCACUUAACAAGUUUUCGAAAUCUAUCAAAUUUGCAUAUUUCAUAAAUUGAAAAUCCAAAUAGCCUUGGACAUUACAAACAUGAAUAUAGUAAAAGAUGCUUUUCAUCUUUCAUUAUGAAGUUGCUGACUCACGACUACCCUAUUUCGGACCGCACACAAACAUAUAUAAAUAUAUUUAUUAAGUUCCGCAAUCGAAAGCUUUGAAUAAAAAUAUGAAAUAAAAAAAAAUAAAAGCGCCAUCUAGUAGCCACCAGCGAGAACUUAAUGCUUGGAAAGUAGCAAUUAGCUGCAUAAUAUUAAUGAAAGUUCACUAUUUAUGAAAAAUUUAAUGAAAAUCUUUGUCUUAUAUCUCGCCCUCCGUCGUCUCGUAGUCAUUUAAUGUAUUCAUUUUGUAAAUAUACAUGUGUUUUUUAUGUAUACAUAAUUAUUGUAAAUGUUACGUUUAGAAUAAUUGAAAUAUACUAUUGGUAUAAAUA